AUAAGCUCUACGUAGGAGGCAUUCUUCCCCACUGGUUAGGCGCAAGGUUUCUCCUGAUAUCCUGCUUGCUUAGGGCAUUUCAAACUCUCAUGAAGUAUUUAGUUGCUCGUACAUUGGUCAAUGCCGUAGAGCGAGAGCCGAUCCGUACCAUGGGUGAGAAUCUCAACAAGACAGAAGGCAUACUCCUUAUAGGGACAUUGCUCGCCUCUACCGCAUAUGGUAUCACCACUAUGCAGACCUACAUGUGGUACCGCAACUAUCCCAAAGAAUCCAUGUUGAUUCGUGCGGUGGUCUGGUCCCUCUUUAUGCAUGUCAUCUAUUACUACCUCAUCCUCAACUUCGACAAUCCAGCGGCACUUAAGCUGUCUGUGUGGAGCUUCGAUAGUACAAUAGCUCUGACGGCAGUGAUCACUUGCAUCGCACAUGGAUUUUAUGCCCGCCGCGUCUACAUCUUGGCAAAUAGAAAUUGGUUUCUACCCACGGUGAUUGCCAUCCUGUCAGGUAUUAGACUAGUUUUCGGUUGCAUCAUCGUGAAACGGCUGUAUGUACAAACAUGGACUUUGUCCAACGGUCAGGCGACUACUGAAACAACAAAUUGCAGGCUAGUAAUCAAAGUUGUCGCGGAGCUGCCACACAAAAUCGGGAUGAUAGUCGGCAUAAGCAUGGGCUCUGCUAGUCUAGCCGACUGGAUCAUCACAGCUGCGCUGGUGAUUCUGCUCCGUCGUCGUAGGUCUGGGGUAAGAGAGUGAGUACGCAACCGACAUAACUAUCUGAAACACACCUCUCUCGACGAGGGCUGGUAGUAGAGUGACCAAGUACUGAUUACAAUCGUGCAUUACGAUGAUCAUC
This is a messenger RNA of Fomitopsis serialis, 849 nucleotides long. RefSeq lists its product as uncharacterized. The coding region runs from base 90 to 749 and encodes 219 amino acids. The record is from RefSeq and is a predicted model, not a curated record. Lineage: Eukaryota; Fungi; Basidiomycota; Agaricomycetes; Polyporales; Fomitopsidaceae. The transcript is spliced from 15 exons.